UUUAUAAUGAGUCGCCUUCUUCUCUCGCCUCCACUAGUUCCUCUGACUUUCGAGUUCGUCGCUUCCUGCGACUUUCAACAGACGAGGUAAUACAGUCUCAUAAAAGAUGCAGAACGAGGAGGGACAGAUCACCGAGCUUUACAUUCCAAGAAAAUGCUCCGCAACAAACAGACUGAUCACUGCUAAGGAUCAUGCCUCUGUUCAGAUUAACAUUGGCCAUUUGGAUGAAAACGGUAUCUAUAGUGGCCACUUUUCUACAUUUGCCCUAUGUGGUUUCAUCCGUGCACAGGGAGAUGCUGACAGUGCAUUAGAUCGAUUGUGGCAGAAGAAGAAAGCCGAAGUGAAGCAACAGUAGAAGAGGAAGCUAGGAUUAUCAGUUAUAAAAACUGAAGAACUAAAGUUGAGAGUUGAUAUGUUUUUUAGCUAUGAAUGUGCUGGCACUUGUUUUAUUCCUGCGCUACCUUCUAAGAAAAGUUGCCUUUUGACUUGUUAAUUCUUGACGGAUUUUUGGGCGCUUCUCUAAUUUUUCAUCUUCCCUAGUGUGGUCUUGUUUAUGGUUGUACGGAAAAAUACAAUAUUUUUCGACUCACGAAACAAAGCAAGCUUAACCAUUUAGUUGGUUUAGCAGAAA
This is a messenger RNA of Prosopis cineraria, 631 nucleotides long. RefSeq names its product 40S ribosomal protein S21. The record is from RefSeq and is a predicted model, not a curated record. The coding region runs from base 107 to 355 and encodes 82 amino acids. The transcript has 4 exons. NCBI's taxonomy places the organism in Eukaryota, Viridiplantae, Streptophyta, Magnoliopsida, Fabales, Fabaceae. Gene Ontology annotation, molecular function: structural constituent of ribosome. Gene Ontology annotation, cellular component: ribosome; cytosolic small ribosomal subunit. Gene Ontology annotation, biological process: translation; endonucleolytic cleavage to generate mature 3'-end of SSU-rRNA from (SSU-rRNA, 5.8S rRNA, LSU-rRNA); endonucleolytic cleavage in ITS1 to separate SSU-rRNA from 5.8S rRNA and LSU-rRNA from tricistronic rRNA transcript (SSU-rRNA, 5.8S rRNA, LSU-rRNA).